This is a messenger RNA of Daucus carota subsp. sativus, 4147 nucleotides long. Its product is annotated as pentatricopeptide repeat-containing protein At1g18485. Lineage: Eukaryota; Viridiplantae; Streptophyta; Magnoliopsida; Apiales; Apiaceae. Gene Ontology annotation, molecular function: RNA binding; protein binding. Gene Ontology annotation, biological process: RNA modification. Bases 99 to 2744 code for a protein of 881 amino acids. The record is from RefSeq and is a predicted model, not a curated record. The transcript has a single exon. Gene Ontology annotation, cellular component: intracellular membrane-bounded organelle.
AGCCACUAAAAUUAACAUGUUGAUAUAUUCCCUAGGACUGAACAUGCCCGCGCAAGUUGAGUUUUUCCAGUUAUUCCCCUCCUCACAACUUGACCACCAUGUCUGCGGUGGCGCCACCAUUUUCAUCACUCCAGCACCACGGUCUUCACCGCAGCAUCCAAGUCGAAAAACCCAUCAACAGCAAAGCUAAAUUACCUGAUUCAACCCCACAGAAUUCUCAGUUCUCUUUACCUCAGCAAAUAAACAGUUUAUGCCAAUCCAAUGACCUCAACAAGGCCUUAAAAUUACUACAACAAGAAGCCAAGAAUGUCGAGCGCAGUUCUUCUGACAUGGUUUCUGCAUUGGGGCUGUUGUUGCAAGCUAGUGGCCAUCAGAAAGAGACUGAAAUUGGCAGAAAAGCUCAUGAGUUGGUUUCUGAUUUUACCCCUUUUAAAGAUGACAUUUUUCUUAAUACAAGUGUUAUUACAAUGUAUUCAAAUUGUGGGUUUCCUUUAGAUUCUCGUAUUGUUUUUGAUCAAUCAACGGUAAAAGAUUUGUGCUUGUGGAAUGCAAUUGUUAGUGCGUAUGUCAGAAAUGAGCUUUGGUUUGAUGCAUUGUUAGUCUUUUGUGAGUUGUUGAUUGCGUGUGAAUGUAAGCCGGAUAAUUUUACUUUCCCUUGUGUGAUUAAGGCUUGUGGGGAGAUUAUGGACUCAGGGUUGCUGCAGAGUGUUCAUGGUUUAGGAUUGAAGAUGGGUUUGGCUUGUGAUCUUUUUGUUUGUAAUGCAUUGGUUUCUAAUUAUGGGAAAUUUGGGUUGGUUAUGGAUGCUGCUAGGGUGUUUGAACAUAAUGCUAACAAGAAUUUGGUUUCUUGGAAUUCGAUGAUCUCUGUAUUUUCCAAGAACGGGUGGUAUGGAAGCAGUUUAGGUUUGUUUGGAAGAAUGUUAAAUAGUCAAGAAGGUAUGGUACCUGAUGAUGCUACGCUGGUGAGUGUAUUGCCAGUUUGUGCUGCAGAGGGAGAAAUAGAGAUGGGGAGGAUGAUUCAUUGUAUAGCAGUGAAGAUGAAAUUGAGCAAGGAGGUAAAGGUGAGUAAUGCUUUAGUGGAUAUGUAUGCAAAAUGUGGGUAUGUGACUGAAGCUCAAGUAGUUUUCGACAAGAAUGAUAGCAGAAAUAUAGUUUCUUGGAAUUCCCUAAUUGCAGCUUAUUCUAGAGAUGGGGAUGUUUGUCAAACGUUCAACAUUUUGCAGAAUAUGCAAGUUAAGAGUUCUUUGGGUGCUAAUGAGGUUACGAUAUUGAAUUUGUUACCAGUUUGUUUACAAAGGUCGGAACUAUUGAGGGUAAGGAUACUUCAUGCCUAUUCACUUAGACAUGGGUUUCAAUAUAAUGAGCUGGUAUUGAACGCGUUUAUAACAGCCUAUGCAAAGUGUGGGUCAUUAAGAUCUGCUCGGAAUGUCUUUAAUUGCAUUGAGAACAGAACUGUGAGUUCUUGGAAUGCUCUUCUUGGUGGUUAUGCACAAAAUGGAGAUCCUUCAAUGGCUCUUGAUAUUUACCUCCAAAUGAGUUCAUCUAACUUGGAUCCUGACUGGUUUAGCAUUUCAAGCUUACUUCUAGCGUGUACUGAGCUUAGAUCUCUUCGGCAUGGCAAAGAAGUCCAUGGAUUUCAUAUAAAAAAGGGUUCAGUCACCGACCCAUAUAUCUUUGUAUCUCUGAUUUCACUAUACACUCGUUGUGGAAAACUAUUAUGUGCAAAGUUUUUGUUUGAAGGGAUGGAAGAUAAAAGUUUAGUAGGCUGGAAUGCGAUGAUUAGCGGUUACUCACAGAAUGGACUGCCUACUGAAGCAAUAAAUCUUUUUCGCAAGUUGGUGUGUGAGGGAAUACAACCUCAUGAAAUUGUAAUAACAAGUGUUCUUGGGGCUUGUUCACAGCUAUCAGCUUUGCGACUUGGCAAAGAAACUCACUGUUUUGCUCUGAAGGCUGGCCUGAUUGACGAUUUGUAUGUUGGUUGUUCUAUUAUAGAUAUGUAUGCACAUAGUGGCUCAAUAAAACAAUCACAGAGGGUCUUUGAACAUUUAAAGAAAAGAGAUGUUGCAGCAUUGACAUGUUUAAUAGCCGGAUAUGGUAUUCAUGGAUGCGGGGAAGAGGCCCUGUAUCGUUUCCGUGAAAUGCAAAUGUUAGGCUUAAAGCCAGACAGGUUCACUUAUAUGGGUAUUUUGAUGGCAUGUGACCAUAUGGGGUUGAUUGAAGAAGGCAUCAAGUGUUUAAAUGAGAUGCAGGUUAUGCAUGGAGUGGAGCCAGAACUAGAGCAUUAUGCUUGCGUCAUUGACAUGCUGGGUCGAGCUGGUCGAUUUGAUGAUGCUGUAGAGCUGAUAGAGGAUAUGCAUGUAGAACCUGAUGCUGCAAUUUGGAACUCAUUGCUCAGUUCAUGUAGAUUAAGAGGGGAACUGGAUUUAGGAAAGCAAUUUGCUGGUAAGUUGUUAGAAUUGGAGCCAAACAAAGCAGAUAAUUACAUUUUACUCUCAAACUUGUUUGCUGGAUCCGGAAAGUGGGACGAUGUGAGAAGAGUCAGGUUAAGGAUGAAAGAACUGGGACUUGGAAAGAAAGAUGCAGGCUCUAGCUGGAUUGAAGUUAAAGGGAAAACUUACAACUUCGUAGCUGGUGAUAAAAAGUUCCUGGAGUCCAAAGAGAUCCAAGAAAUUUGGUCAAGUCUGGAUGUUGGGAUAAAUGAGAUUGGUUAUGUGCCUGAAACUGUCGAGGUCACUACUUCAUGAUUAAGUGAAGGAAAGAUGAGUAAGUAGAGGAUUCAGAGUGGCCAUAAUGAGAAACUAACUUCUUCAUUUGGCCUGCAAUAAGAUCAGAAAGCAAAGAUUUUGAAGGGAUCACACCCAGAAACUAACAAUAUUUUGACCUGUUUAAAGCAGUGAAAGGAAUAAACGUACUAGCAUCCAAGGAUCACAAAAAUACGCCUACUUUUCAAGAUAGUUACAAUUCAGCCAGACUGGAACAAAUUCCACAUUUCAGAUCCCUGGUAUAGGUUAAUGGAAGUUAAAAGACCAUGGUAGUAUCUUACUUGAAUUACAGUUAGUGAUGUGUACAACUAUGGUUUAAAUGAUUUACUUUGUAUAAAUACAUGUUCCAUGUUACAAUAAAAAUCCCAGAUACAAUUUUUUGAAUGCCAUUAUAAUUCUGACCACAAAAACCUUCUACCUAAUGAUUCAACACAACUCAUAUUCCAAAAUCAAGGUAUGCAUGAUCAACUCCUUUAGAUUUUAAAUUUAUUUAUACACAGAAUUCAAAAAUAAGCUAGCUACAUAGCAUACAUCUAUACUGUUCCAUCAUAUUGCAUACAAAAACAUUCAGAUUGUCACCAAACCAAAUCUCGAGACAAAUAUACUCACUCUUUCCUAGAACAAAGACUAGACAUGUGGUUAAACUUCAAACGCAACCCAGCAAAUUCCUUACAAUUGGUUGCAAAAUGAAGUCAUUGCACUUGCACAUCUCUAAGGCUCCUCUUCCUACGCUCGUAAUCAGGAUCAUCUGUUGGCAACUCAUAUCGACAGACUGGACAGGUAUUCCUGAUUCCCAGCCAAGGCACAAUGCAUUCUCCAUGGUAACGAUGUGAACAAGGUAGCUGUUUUGCCUUUUCCCCAACAUUCAUCCCAUCCUUACAAACAGCACACAGUGCAUCAUCAUUCUCCACAUCUUCUUCCUUUAUAAGCACCAAAUCAAGAUUCUCAACAACAUUCUUAGAAGCCGGUGGUCUCCCUAGUACUGCAUUUUCAUUCUCACCAAACUGUGCAAACAAGGUCUCGUACUCCGCCGUCAUGUACUCAUCAUGAUCAACAUAACCACCAUCCGCGUCAUCAUUCCCAAACCCGUGAUUGACCCCAAAAUUAUUCACAUUCAACAAAACUUCCCACUCUAAAUUCACCCUAGUUCGACUUCUCUCUGCAUCACCCACCCCUCCCGAUUCUCUCAACUGCAAAACAGAAGCAUCAUCAUUUCCCUCAUCUUCAAAAAACAUACUCAAAACCUCCCGAUCUUCUACUCUACCAUCAACUUCCUCCCACUCAAAAUCUCCAUUACCAUUGCUCUCAUUAUUAUUCACAUCCAUAACUUCUUCCAACUGUAAUGAAUCCAAACAAAUCCCAAGACCAUCCCCGUCCUCCUCAUC